AUGAACUUCGGAAUCAAGAUGGAUUACUGGAAAUCUCAUCGUACACUUAUAGUUGCUAGAGAUCUCGUAGAGAAUGGAUAUGAGGAGUUACCUUCUUACCUGCACAAGAUUAGAAUGGAAAAUCCUGGGACUUUAGCUCGACUGGAAGUUGAUGCAAACAAUAGAUUUAAGUACUUAUUCCUUGCAUUCAGCGCUAGCAUUACUGUCAUCCCAUUUAUGAGAAAGGUUGUGGUGGUUGUUGGUACUUUCUUGCAAGGAAAAUACAAAGGAACGCUUCUCAUUGCAACAUCACAGGAUGGUAAUUUUCAGAUAUUUCCGAUAACAUUUGCUGUGGUUGACACAGAGAAUGAUGAAUCAUGGACAUGGUUCUUUCGUCAACUCAGCCGUGUGAUACCCGAUGAUGAAGGAUUGGCAUUAAUUUCUGACAGGCACAAGUCAAUAAGGAAGACAAUUUCAAUGGUCUAUCCAUUGGCUAGCACGGGAAUUUGCACGUACCACUUAUAUAAGAACAUCUUGUUACGGUACAGAGGACGUGAUCUGUUUGGUUUGGUCAAAAAAGCUGUGUACUCUUUUAGGUUAGCUGACUUUGAAGCAAGCUUCGAGACGAUUAAAGGGUUAAAUCCAGAUUUACGUGCAUAUUUGGAACUUGCUGAUGUGUGUAAGUGGGCUCGAGCGCAUUUUAGAGGUGAUAGAUAUAACAGCCUUACAAUAACAUAG
Messenger RNA from Brassica rapa (field mustard), 717 nucleotides. RefSeq lists its product as uncharacterized. The record is from RefSeq and is a predicted model, not a curated record. NCBI's taxonomy places the organism in Eukaryota, Viridiplantae, Streptophyta, Magnoliopsida, Brassicales, Brassicaceae.